Pelobates fuscus (common spadefoot toad) is the source of this 868-nucleotide messenger RNA. Its product is annotated as protein B4. Gene Ontology annotation, biological process: nucleosome assembly. NCBI's taxonomy places the organism in Eukaryota, Metazoa, Chordata, Amphibia, Anura, Pelobatidae. The transcript is spliced from 5 exons. Gene Ontology annotation, cellular component: nucleosome. Gene Ontology annotation, molecular function: DNA binding. Bases 19 to 783 code for a protein of 254 amino acids. The record is from RefSeq and is a predicted model, not a curated record.
UAGUAAAUUCAGGGUAAUAUGGCUCCUAAGAAAGCAGUGACUUCAACAGAGGUGAAAGAAACGGAAACUGUGCCUGCCCCAGAAGUUAAAGAAAAGGAAACUGUGCCUGCCCCAGGGAAGGUGAAGGUGAAGGCAAAGGUCAAAGCCAAGCGCAGACUCACAAAGUUGGUGACGCCACUGGGCCAUCCUUCUACGCUCUCAAUGGUAAUUGAAGCCCUGAAAAAGAACAGUGAGCGCAAGGGGACCUCCGUGCCAGCCAUACGUACCCGAAUUCUGGCUGCACAUCCCACUGUGGAUCCUAUGCGCCUUAAGUUCCUCUUGAGAACAGCCCUGAACAAGGGCAUUGAGAAAGGCGUCCUGAUCCGACCUCUUAACUCCAGUGCGAAAGGAGCCACUGGACGGUUCAAGCUUGCAAAAGGUGAGAAGAAGCCAACCACUCAGAAAAAAGAGAUGUCUGAGAACAUCGACCCAAACGCAGAAGAGAAACCAAUAAAGAAGACUACUAAAAAAGCAAAAGUUGCUAAAGGUGAGAAAACGGAUAAGGUGGACAAAGCUGAACCCAAGAAGGAUGUGAAAAACAAACCUGCUGCAAAAGCAAAGAAAGACAGCAAGGAGAAAGCUGUUAAGGCUGCUGCAAGUAAGAAACCAAAAGCUACAACUCCAGCUGAGGGAGCCAAGCCCAAGAAGGUGCCAGCCAAAAAGGAGCCAAAAGCGGGGGCUUCAAAAGAACCCAGUACAGCAGAAGGCCCAGCACCCAAAAAUGGCAAGAAAGUAAAGAAAUGACCAAUGUGUCAGCAAGGAGUUUUAACUUUGUAAAUGUAACUUAUAACCUAAAUUAUCUUAUUUCUUUAAAUAAAGUGUUUACAUG